AUGGCCAAAUUUUGUCUUGUCUCUCUUGCGAUGCUAUUGAUUGUUGGAAUCCAGUCUCAACCGUUGCCUGGAGGUGGAGGAAUGCCUGGAGGCGGAGGUAUGCCAGGAGGAGGUGGAAUGAUUUAUGGAAAGGAUGUGGAUGAGGAGCACAUUUAUAGAGUUUGUAAUGGAAAGAACAAGAAAACUUGUGGAUUUUGGGAAAAUGUGAAGACAAAAAAGAAAGUCGCAUCCGGAGGCACCAAUUACAACAAGAACAAGAAAGCGUUGGUUAUUAAAAAUAUGAGAGCUACUGAUUUUGGAGAUUAUAUGACUGGCAACAAGAAGACCGCAGUUUUUGUCAUGCAACAGACUUGGUGA
Molecule: messenger RNA, 357 nt
Organism: Caenorhabditis briggsae
Lineage: Eukaryota; Metazoa; Nematoda; Chromadorea; Rhabditida; Rhabditidae
Exons: 3
Coding region: 1-357 (118 amino acids)
Source: RefSeq, a predicted model, not a curated record